Messenger RNA from Aspergillus candidus, 1784 nucleotides. RefSeq names its product putative GPI-anchored cell wall protein Pst1. The record is from RefSeq and is a predicted model, not a curated record. Gene Ontology annotation, cellular component: plasma membrane; cell wall. NCBI's taxonomy places the organism in Eukaryota, Fungi, Ascomycota, Eurotiomycetes, Eurotiales, Aspergillaceae. The transcript has 3 exons. The coding region runs from base 606 to 1718 and encodes 370 amino acids.
GGAGGAGUAAGUGUGAUUGUGUGAUACUUGUGGUGGCCCCUUGUGGUAACUAGCCACCGACCGAGACUGAAGAUUGGCAUGGAAUUGCAACAACAUUUCAAAACGACAUCCCUACUAGGCUGCAUGAGACGGGACGUGGAGUGGAGUGGAUCGGAGUGGAAGGUGGCUGUGUUCUCUCGGCACAUCUCAUUCCCUGCAAUUGACGACAAGAUACUAUCUAGUUGUUCCAUCCACCAUCCUGUCUGGACGAUAUCAACUUAGGGCUUGGUCUGGGCACGGGAGCUCGUCCGAUAUGCAUGUGUGACGGAGUUUCAGCGGGUUCUCCCCUCGCGGAGGACUGAUUCUUUUCUUAUUUUUUUAUUUAUUUAUAUAUUUUUUGAUGUUCUUUUCUAUUUUAGUUUCUUUUCUUUUUCCAUUCCAUGCAGGGUGUCGGGUAUAUAACAACACCACCCGCGUCACCCGCUCUGCUGAAGAGGUGGUUUGGUCAGUAUUCGCUGGCUCUGGCUCCCUGCAUUCGUUUGCCAUGGUGCAGCCACACGCCCAUCCGCCUUCUCUCUCUACUCUUUCACCCAUCUCGAAUUGAGAUACUACCCAUAGGGUAGGCGAUGGGAAGAAUGGACCAUUUCUUUCUGGUCCUCCUGGGGCUCGCAUCCCUGCCACUUGUACUGGCAGCCUCUAAGCCCGACUGCUCAAACCCCAUUGAAAUUCGCUCUCAAGCAGACGCCACCUCCCUCUCAUCUUGCGACACCAUCUCCGGCACUCUAACCAUCUCCUCCGCCGCCUCGGGCUCCAUUACCCUCUCUAAUGUCGAGACUCUUCGCUCUGGCCUGACCAUCGACAAUACAGACCGUCUUGAAUCAUUUAUCGCUCCUGACUUGGAAACCGUGACUGGCCUGCUCAGCGUUCGCAACAAUAAGGCUCUCGCCUCGCUGCAACUUGAAAGCCUGGGGAAUGUUGACGGUGAGGUCCGCAUUCGCGCCAAUCCGCAUCUCACCAACCUGCGCUUGAAUGAACUGGACCAGGUCGCGGGGGGGUUAUAUCUUGAUGGACCGUUUGACACAAUAUCCUUCCCCAACCUCGACUCCGUCCAAGGCGCAACCGAAAUCACCUCCUCCGGAUCUCUAAACUGCGACUCCCUCUCCCCCUCCGAAGACAACGACAACUCCGACGUCUUCAACGGCUCCUUCUCCUGCUCAAACUCCUCGAACACCCUCUCCCCAGGCGCCAAAGCCGGCAUCGCCAUCGCUGUGAUAGUAGUCGUCGCUAUAAUCGCUGUUUUAAUAUGGCUUUACUACCGGCGCAGAAAGCGUCGUCGUCUUGAUGCUGCCGCUGCCGCAGCAGAUAAAUCGCCCCCUUCAGCAACGCCAGCAACUCCCCCAGACAAUGACAAUAAACCCUCCAGCGACGGCGACGUCGACGUCGAGAAGGAUGCCCCGGCGUCUAUUCCACGCAAGCCACUGUCGUUGCCUUCUCCUCCACCACCCCCUCCACCAAUAGGCGAAGGGCGCAAUAAUUUACCCCCUUCGCUGAUACCUGGGAUCCCCAGGGAUGUGCCCCAACCACCACCUAGUGAAACGGAUGUGCCCAUGUUGGAUAGUGAACACGUGCAUGAAGCGCCGGGUGAGAGAGAUCGUGAGCGUGACGCGGGGCCGUUUGAGCUUGAAGCCCCUGUGAGAGGAUUGCAUAUGCGUGUGCUUGAGCCUCAUGUUGCUGUAUAGGGGGUUUUUGGGAUGGUAUCGGAUGGUAUGGUGUAUAUUGGGGUUUGGGGUGGGGGAUGGAUGUAU